Messenger RNA from Fragaria vesca subsp. vesca, 2415 nucleotides. Its product is annotated as disease resistance protein At4g27190-like. Gene Ontology annotation, molecular function: ADP binding. NCBI's taxonomy places the organism in Eukaryota, Viridiplantae, Streptophyta, Magnoliopsida, Rosales, Rosaceae. The transcript is spliced from 3 exons. The coding region runs from base 1 to 2415 and encodes 804 amino acids. The record is from RefSeq and is a predicted model, not a curated record.
AUGUCUACUGAAGAUUUUGAAGCAUUUGAAGCAACAAGACAAGCCAUGGAUGAGCUCAUGGAGGCAUUUGGAAAUGAUGAGAUCACUACUAUUGGGGUCUAUGGAAUGGGAGGGGUUGGGAAGACUACCAUGGUGAAACAUGUUGGUGAACAAGCACAAAAAAUGGGGCUAUUUCAUCAUGUUAUUACGGCUGUUGUGUCCCGAAGACCUGACUUGAGAAAAAUUCAAGGCACAUUUUCAGAUCUGCUCAACUUUAAAUUUGAGGAGGAGACAGAAAUGGAAAGAGCUGCCAGGUUGAGGGAGAAGAUAACAAGAGGAAGCAGGAUCCUCAUAAUCUUGGAUGACAUUUGGGACAGAGUAGACUUGUCGAGCAUUGGAAUUCCUAGCUACAACGAGCUUCAAAGAUGCAACUCCAAAGUCCUACUAAUCACGCGGAGAUUGAAUGUUUGUCAUUCCAUGGAGAGCCAAGCAAACAUUCAACUCAAUAUCUUGUCAGAAGAAGAUGCUUGGAACCUGUUUGUGAAGAAAACGAGAAAGUCUAUUGAUGAGUCAACAAAGUUCUAUGAUGUAGCAAGGACAGUGGCAAGAGAAUGUGCUGGUAUUCCAGUUGCAUUGAUAGCAGUUGCGAGGGCGCUUAAAGAUAAAGGUUUUGAAGAAUGGAAAGAAGCAGCUCGACGUCUUCAGAUGUCUCAACAUGCGAACGUUGAUGAUGAUGAGAGAGAUGUGUAUGAAUGUAUAAAGUUAUGUUAUGAUUACUUGGACUGCAAUGAUGCCAAGUCUUGCUUCUUGCUUUGCUGCUUAUUCCCCGAAGAUUAUGAUAUCCAAAGUGAAGAACUGAUGAAGUUUGGAUUCGGAAUAGGAUUGUUUCGACAUGUCAACAGCACAAUAGAAGAUGCAAGAGUCAUAGCAAAUUCAGUGAUGAAAUACCUUAAUGCUUCUUGUUUGCUUUUGGAUGGUAUAAUGGAUGGAUGUGGCCGGUGGAUGCAGACGAGGGCUUCUCAGCAAUCUCACUUAUGGAGAACGACAUUUGCAAGCUUCCUCAAGAAUUGGGUCCUAGAUCUUAGAGGUACUAGUAUUUCAGUACUUCCUCUAUCAUUCAGUCUCCUAACCAACCUCCAAGCUUUGUAUUUGGAUUAUUGCAACAAGAGAAGAAUUGACAUAUCUAUACUAGGGCAUCUGAAGAAACUUGAGAUUCUUAGUAUGACAGACUGUCAUAUUAAGGAAUUCCCCAAAGAAAUAGGAAAUAUGACCAAUUUAAGGAUGUUUAAGUUCAGCAGUAGAUUUGGUAUUAAGAGAAUUCCAUCUCAUGUGAUAUCAAGGUUGGAAAAAUUAGAAGAACUUUACUUGCAAUGUAAGUUUGGGGACUGGGGUAGAAAAGUUGGAGGACGCUAUUCCUCUUCUUUCGGUAAGAAUGCUGAGUUUCAUGAGGUAACUGGCUUGUCACGUUUGAAUUUGCUGGAGGUCCCCCUAUCUGAUGCACAGUGCUUGCCUCAAACUGUUAAGUUUGCUCCAAACUGGGUAUCUUUUGUUAUAUUUAUAGACAAGUCAGCUGGAUGGCCCAUGCCAUCCAGUUUGGAACAUGACUUUCCUCAUCUUUGUUCAAGAGCAUUGAGUCUUAACACUGCCAUCAAUACCUUACCAGAUUGGUUUAACAAAGUGGUGACAGAGAAAGCAGAGAAACUAGACUAUGUAGAGUGCAGAGGCUUAAACAACAUUAUUGAGGAGUAUGACCAUGGGAGAUUACAUGCAUUGAAGUAUCUCGGAUUAUAUGGGAGCCAUGAGAACAUGAAAGAGCUGAUGAACACAAGAACAAGGGUUUCAAAUAGACCCAUGUUCGAGAACUUGGAACAGUUGAAUGUGAAAAAGGCAGAUUGCCUUGAGGAUAUGUGUGUUGGUGAAUUACAACCUGGUUCUCUGUGCAAUCUUAAGUUAUUGGUGGUGGCAUAUUGUCAUAAAAUUGUGAAUGCACUUUUACCACUAAACUUGUUGCAAAGAGUACAAAAGUUGGAAACUCUAGUUUGCCACCAUAUGAACAGAAUGGACUAUGUGUUUGAAUUUGCAGCGCUGGAACCAGAGCAAGUUAUCUUAACAGAGAAGAAAGAGAUGAAGCUGCUCGUUCUAGGGGCACUGAUAAGCAUAUGGAAAGAUCCUGCUCCAUAUGCAAACUUUCAUAAUCUCAAGAGUUUGGAAGUUUAUGAAUGCACAAAACUGAGAAGUCUCUUCACAUUGGAUGUAGCUGAAUGUCUUCUGCAAUUGGAAGACCUAUCGGUUGGGAGCUGUAGUGGCUUGGAUAGAGUUAUUGAAGCAAGCAACGAAAUAGAGAACAAAAAUAUUGUUCUUCCAAAACUCAAGGACCUACUCUUGAAAGAUCUUCCAGAGCUCACAAUGUUUUGCGUAGUACAACUGGAAGUGUAA